This is a messenger RNA of Cheilinus undulatus (humphead wrasse), 1723 nucleotides long. It is a transcript of the gene gtf2e2, whose product is annotated as general transcription factor IIE, polypeptide 2, beta. Gene Ontology annotation, cellular component: transcription factor TFIIE complex. Gene Ontology annotation, biological process: transcription initiation at RNA polymerase II promoter. The transcript has 8 exons. The record is from RefSeq and is a predicted model, not a curated record. Bases 205 to 1068 code for a protein of 287 amino acids. Lineage: Eukaryota; Metazoa; Chordata; Actinopteri; Labriformes; Labridae.
ACAAGAACAGGAAAUGCAGCAUGAGAAAAAAAGAGAUGUGUUGUCUGAAGUUAGUCGGCUAACGUUUACGUAAACUACACUGAAAGAACUUCUCACUGUGGCGUUUUGCUAAAUGAAGCAUUUACUUUCUGUUAGGUAUAGUCCGAAUUUAGUCAUCCUCGACUAACUCGUCACCUUCCUUGACAACAGGAACAAACUGUCAGGAUGGAUCCAGCUCUACUGAGGGAGCGGGAGCUUUUCAAGAAGAGAGCUCUGUCUACUCCAGCGGUAGAGAAGAGGCAAGCUGCUUCAGACUCUGGGUCACAUAAGAAGAAGAAGCCCAAACCUGACAAGGAGAGUUCAUCAGGGUCCAAGCACAGCAAUGAGUCUAGUAACGGUAGCAUAAACAUCAAGGCAAGCUCUGGUUACAAGUUUGGCUGCCUGGCAAAGAUAGUCAAUUACAUGAAGACAAGGCAUCAGAAUGGCGAUACACACUUCCUAACACUAGAUGAGAUUCUGGAUGAGACGAAACUUCUUGACAUCAGCAUGAAACAGAAACAGUGGCUAAUGACAGAGGCCUUGGUCAACAACCCAAAAAUUGAGGUCAGAGAUGGAACAUAUGGAUUCAAGCCAAAGUACAACCUCAAGGACAAGAAAGCCUUACUGAGACUUCUCGACAAACACGACCAGCUCGGCCUAGGAGGAGUGCUGCUGGAUGAUGUGGAGGAAGGACUGCCCAACUCAGCAAAGGCCAUUAAGGCUUUGGGAGAUCAAAUCAUCUUUGUGACAAGACCAGAUAAGAAGAAGAUCUUAUUCUACAAUGAUAAGCACUGCCAGUUUGUUGUAGAUGAGGAAUUCCAGAAACUGUGGAGAAGUGUUCCAGUUGAUUCCAUAGAUGAAGAUAAGAUCGAGGACUACCUGAAGAGACAAGGCAUCUCCUCAAUGCAGGAAACAGGACCAAAGAAAGUGUUACCAGUUCAAAAGAGGAAGAAGCAAGGUGGGCAGAGAAAGAGACACUUCAAGACCCACAACAACCAUUUGGCAGGGGUGCUGGAGGACUACUCAGAUGGUGUUCCUGUGAAGAAAUGAAAUUCUUCCCCCUCUGCAUUUCCCUCAUGGGGGCAAUGAAUAAAAUCUGUAAAUCAGAAAUGGUUUGGAAUAGACCCUGGGUACACAGCGAUACAGAUGUUUUCAUGAGUGUUUAUCUCAAACCAACUAGCUUCUUCUCCUUUGUUUGCGCUCCUUUUGGUGAUCAGUGACCUUGUAUUACUUGGAGCGAAUAGCAACUGUGUGGUGGAAUCUUUUUUGUUAAUUGAUCUGUGAUAACUGACGGACACUGGAGCAAAAAAGUAGUGAGACCAUUAUUAAAGGCACUGAACGGCCUUAACAUAACCAUCCUGACUGGGGGGCUCAUCAGCUUUGUUAAAGUGAGAUUAAGUUUAAGUGUGUAAAUAUUUUCUUUAUUUUGUUCAGUUUUUGCUAAGACGUGUGUACUGAAGGUUUUCUUUGAGAACACAGCAGUCUUUAUUCAAUGACUGCCUUCAGUCCUGAAAAAAGGAACUGUUGAAAACAGGAUUGUGUUUUACAGUGUGUCACAUUGGGGUAUUUCAUCCAGCAUGAAACAUCUUGGACUUCAAGUGAAACUGAAAAAAUAUGACUCAAUUUACUUUGUAGCGAGAUUGCAGAGUGGUGUAAAACAAGAGAACUUUUUGAACUUAUUUUAAUAAAUGAUGCUGUUACAGAA